This is a messenger RNA of Heterobilharzia americana, 330 nucleotides long. Lineage: Eukaryota; Metazoa; Platyhelminthes; Trematoda; Strigeidida; Schistosomatidae. The record is from the annotation of a GenBank genome assembly.
AUGGAGGACUCAGAAGAUAAUGAUAAACCUAAAAAACCUACGACACAUGAUGAACGAGGUGCAGCAGAUCUAGAACGUGUUACUGAUUAUUUUGAGGAGAAAGAGCUGAGUGUAGGACUAGAUGCAGUUAAAGCAGUUUCAGAUACAGCUGGUGAUGCAGUUGCUGCUGACAAAGCUCAAAAACAAAAGCAGAUGCUGAAAAUCAAAGUCAGAAAUGAGGAUGUCGCGUUGAUUUGUCAAGAAAUGGAAGUUAGCAAGCUAACAGCUGAACGAUAUCUGAAAGAGCAUCAGGGUGACGUCUAUGAAACGCUAACUGAACUGUGCAGAUAG